AUGGGUGCCGUCAUUAUUAUGGGCGCCGCGGUGUUCUCGUCAUUGCGAGCGCACGCGCUGUGCCAAUACAAACCCAUCUCCUGCCUCGUUUUGGUGCUAGGGUCUGUGAACGCCGUUCCCUUGGUUUAUACAGCGAUCCACAACAAGGCCACCUACAACCCAGGACUCAAUAAUGUCAACGCCAUCUGCGACGUGGAUCUGUCGCCGUUCAUAUCCUUCCGCAAGGAUCAUCCUUGGGCGUUCCUGUGGGGUUCUUUCUUUCAGAAUGGUGUUCUAUACUUCGUUGUCCUCCUCUUGGUGAACGUCCUGAACCUGUGUUUCGUCAACAACGUCCAGGCAAGGCUGCACCUCAUGCGCUUGAUGCCUUCACUGGCCAAGUUCGAAGCUGAUGUUUCCCUUCCAGAUCUCGCUCAAUUUCAUCGCACGGCAGCGGUGCUGACUUGCCGCUUCAUCCUCGACUUGUUCGAAGCGAGCAUGAGGACACGCUGGGUCAGCACCGGCCCGACACUACACCUCUCGAACGUGCCCGCGUUGAGGCCGUCGCGCUCGCUCGCGUUCCAAGACGCCGGCGGUCUCGCCGCGGCUGGACACUCCCAACAAAUAUUCAACGCGGACAUCAUCUGGCACAGAGCGGAACUCGACAGCGAGGACGUCGACGGUGCCACGGACGACUACGACUUCGAGCUCCAGUCUGUGGACCCGGAACGGCGAAGAUCGGAUGUGCACCCUCACAUAUCGCGGUCGUGA
Molecule: messenger RNA, 747 nt
Organism: Epithele typhae
Lineage: Eukaryota; Fungi; Basidiomycota; Agaricomycetes; Polyporales; Epitheliaceae
Exons: 8
Coding region: 1-747 (248 amino acids)
Source: RefSeq, a predicted model, not a curated record